Messenger RNA from Brienomyrus brachyistius, 1688 nucleotides. It is a transcript of the gene rnf168, whose product is annotated as ring finger protein 168. The record is from RefSeq and is a predicted model, not a curated record. Bases 202 to 1548 code for a protein of 448 amino acids. Lineage: Eukaryota; Metazoa; Chordata; Actinopteri; Osteoglossiformes; Mormyridae. Gene Ontology annotation, biological process: protein ubiquitination; double-strand break repair. Gene Ontology annotation, molecular function: nucleosome binding; ubiquitin-protein transferase activity. The transcript has 7 exons. Gene Ontology annotation, cellular component: site of double-strand break; nucleus.
CGCGGGAAUCCUGAGCGCCAGAGCGCGCACAUGCGCGUAUUUACGGCGGAGCUCCGUAGGGUAAGAGGCUGUGUUUCGGAUUAGAGUUAGGGAACUACUUGUUGUUUAUUUUGUAGACGCCGAAUUUAAUUUUACUUCAUUCGAUGGGAUAUCGCAUGCGUUUGAGUACUGGCUUCUGGACGACGAACUAGCCGGGCAGGGAUGCCCCCGGUGGCGGAGGCCGAGGGGAGGCCGGGGGGGCUGUCGCGGGCCGACUGCCUGUGCCCCAUCUGCCUGGAUAUCUUCCUGGAGCCGGUGACGCUGCCCUGCAGCCACACCUUCUGCAAGCCCUGCUUCCUUGAGACGGUGGACAAAGCCAACCUGAGCUGUCCCCUGUGCCGUAAACGCGUGUCCAGCUGGGCGCGUCUGCACAGCCGCAACAAGACGCUGGUCAACGCGGAGCUGUGGAGCCGUGUGCAGGAGGCCUUCCCCGCACAGUGUGAGCAGCGGCUCAGUGGCGGGGACGCGGGGGAUAUGGCAGCACCAGCCGUCAGUAGCAAACCAAGAGUGAGCCAGCCUGGAGAACUGCGUAAGGAGUAUGAAGACCAGAUGAGCCGGCUGGCUGCAGAGAAGCAGGCACUAGAGGAGGCGGAGCAGGCGGCCAGCGAGCAGUACAUCCAGCGACUUCUGGCCGAGGACGAGGAGCAUUCGGCAGAGGAGUGGAGAAGGCAGGAGGAGAAACAGCUGGAGGAUGACGAGAAGCUGGCCAGGAUGCUGAGCAUGGAGCUGGUAGCUGGGGUGGGGAAUUCCAGCCCAGAACCUGAAGCUCAAAAACAGGUGCGGUCAACGAGGAAGAUAUCGGCCAAGAAAAUUACAAACACAGGAGACAUAGAGAGGUUUUUGCAGCCACUUGCACAGAUGGGUCCCAUCAGCAGUUCUGCUAAAAUGGAGCGAUCUAGGCUGGAUGUGUAUGGGUGGAAUGAGGCUGAGAGGGGAGAACCAGACACUCGAGUCUCCCGGCCGGAACAGAACGACAGCACUGCAGCAGCUUCCUGGAUGGAGCAAGACGGAGACUCGGGAGAUCCUGGGAUCAUGUGGGUAAGAGAGCAGCCCCCUGGCAAAAGAAAGAGCGCCGAGGUCGGACCUGAGGCUGCAGACAGCCUUGCCAGAAAGAGGCCCUGCCACCCCAACUUUCUGGUGGACCUGGAGGAGAAGCUGCAGAGCCAGCAGCAACAAGAGGAGGAAGAUUGGCAGCUGGCCUUGAGACUGCAGCAGCAGCUGGACCGCGAAGAGGCCCUCCGGGUUGUGAACCGGCGCAAGGGCUCCCCCGACCAGUACCAGCUCCGUCAGCGUCCCAGCAAUGUCCCAGCGGACCCCGCCAGCAGAGGGCGCUCUCAUUCUGUACCGGAACAGAAGCAGGAGAAGCCGAGAGUGAGGCAGCGAGGAUCUAGCUGUGGGCCCCCCCGGGCCCAGAGGGGGGAGCAUGCCUCGGAGUCCCCCCUCCCUGUAGUACACAAGGCCUGCAAACAGAGCACCCUGACUGAGAUGUUCCCUCCCCUGAACAGUUGAGCCCCGAGAAGCCCUGACUCUGCAGUGUCAUGCUGUUCAUACCCUUUUGCCUAUUGAUUUCUUAGUAUAACCUUUUUUUUUAAAAAACAAAAAAAUGAAUGUAAUAUUGCAGUUGUUAAAUAAAAGGAAGUAUUGGUUUA